AUGUCAGCAAAUAGGCCUUCUCGUCACCAUGGGUUCCGAGGUUAUGGUGCAGCGGACCACGACCGGUUAAAACGAGCAUUGUUACUACCGGUUCAAUCUUGGGAAAGGAAGUGGCAGUACCCUUCCAAUGGGAAAAAUUUCAAAGUGAUGAAAUGGGUUAAAGGAAACGUGGCAACACCAACUCGACUUCCGAUUGUUGAGGAUACCCCAACUCCAACAGCAUCAAUCAUACAACCACCCACGGAAGCAUCAACGCCUCAACCAUCGGAGACGGAACCCGACACCGCAAGUUUCUUGAGACCUCUACCUCAUCUAUCAUCAAUACCUAAAUCAUCAUCGUUACUUCGAGAGGCUUCUCUUACAUCAGCAGUUAGCACGCCCGGGGAAACGAUCACCACCAAUAACAAUAACACACCACGGGAUGUAGAAUCAUCCCUAGGGAACAGUCCGGAGAUGGAAGGGUUGGAUGAUGACGAAGAACAGAUGGAUGAUGUUAUCGCGUCUCAAUCGAUUCCCCAAAAGAACAAAGUUAAUAGUUUGGAAUUCGAAGUAGAAUUAAAACAAGUUAAUGAAAAUAUUGAUGUGUUUAAAAAACAAUCAACGGACGUCGUAUUUAGCAAAAAUCAAGACGAAUAUAUAGUUCGAGAGAAAUCGAUUCAAAAUGAUGAAUAUGUUGUUCUUCGAAAUGAUUCCUAUAACAGACAAACUCAUCAAGUUGAAGAUUAUGACAUAGUUCAAGUUGAAGAUUUUAAGGAUUAUAAUGAAAAUAACGAAGAAGAAGAAGAAGAAGAAGAUGAUGAUGAUGAUUAUGGUGAGAGAGCCGAUGAAUACGAUAAUCAAGAUGAUGAUGAUUAUAGCGAAUACGGCAGUAACGAAUUUUUAGGUAGGACAAGUGAAUUUGAAGUUCAAAAUGAUGAUUAUGGGGAACCUUUAAGUGACUUUGAUGAUCAACCACAUGAAUAUGUUGGUUACGGUGAACAACAAGUUGGUAUAAAGAGUCAAAUAAGUGAGUUCCCUGAGCCACAAAAUCCUUAUCAAGAACAGAAAGUGAAUGAAUUCACGGAACAAGAAGAAUCAAAGAACACAAAAGAUGACGAUAUUGAACAAGGUCAAUUUAACAUAGAUACAUUUGGACAAAAUAUUUAG
Molecule: messenger RNA, 1146 nt
Organism: Funneliformis geosporum
Lineage: Eukaryota; Fungi; Glomeromycota; Glomeromycetes; Glomerales; Glomeraceae
Source: the annotation of a GenBank genome assembly